AUGUCAAAGGCAAAUCCUCUUCUCGACCCUUCAUUAUUCAACAAUGCACCACUCAGUGAUGGAGAAUCUGGAACAAAAUCAGAUACUGGCAAUAAAGAAGAACAAGUUUUGGACAAAAGUGAGGACCAUAGAAUUUUAGGGCAGGUGAAACAGGGGGAGGAUUACAGUUCAGAAUCUCACGACCGUAGUAUGAUCGAUGUCCAUCAUGAAGGUGGCUUGGGUAUUGAAUUAUUGGGCAACAAUAAAACUGGCAGCAACAACGAAAUUUCUGAAUCAAACCGCGAUGGAGAAUAUUCGGAGCAGGAGUAUUCUGAGCAUCUUUCCGAAGAUGGAGAAAUAUCGUCUUCAGAAUAUAGCGACGACAAUGAGAUGAACAUGGAAGACUCAAUGAGAGAAACCCAACCAUCACCUCCAUUACAAUCACCUUCAUCACCUCCCUCGUACUCACCACCUCCAACCCCAGUCUUGAGGCUCGCGUCACUUUUUCCAUCUAACGCUAGUAUGUCAUCAGCCGCAACCACAGCAUACUUCGAUAGUACGAUCCGCUUCGCUACUAGAAUUAACGCGAGAAAAGUUCGCGUGCAUGACACGCAGGUUACAAUGGCAGAACAUCGAUUGAGAAAAAUGCCAGGAAUGUGGAGAAGAUCUUCGAAAGUACCUAGUUCUCUCAGGAAAUGCUGGACGCCUUAUGAUACGUUCGAUGAGUAUUUGGAGAACACAUUAGUAGCUGUGAAUGAAUACGGAGCGGAGGAUGGGGAGGAAGCGGAUGGAGAGGAAUAUGCAGAGAACAUGGGUGAUUAG
Molecule: messenger RNA, 801 nt
Organism: Sclerotinia sclerotiorum 1980 UF-70
Lineage: Eukaryota; Fungi; Ascomycota; Leotiomycetes; Helotiales; Sclerotiniaceae
Exons: 1
Coding region: 1-801 (266 amino acids)
Source: RefSeq, a predicted model, not a curated record